This is a messenger RNA of Manacus vitellinus (golden-collared manakin), 1045 nucleotides long. It is a transcript of the gene CCNG1, whose product is annotated as cyclin G1. Gene Ontology annotation, cellular component: cytoplasm; cyclin-dependent protein kinase holoenzyme complex; nucleus. Lineage: Eukaryota; Metazoa; Chordata; Aves; Passeriformes; Pipridae. Gene Ontology annotation, molecular function: cyclin-dependent protein serine/threonine kinase regulator activity. Bases 1 to 888 code for a protein of 295 amino acids. The record is from RefSeq and is a predicted model, not a curated record. The transcript has 6 exons. Gene Ontology annotation, biological process: regulation of cyclin-dependent protein serine/threonine kinase activity; mitotic cell cycle phase transition.
AUGAUCGACACCCUGGCGAGCACCGAGGCCGAGGAGCUGCUGCUCCAGCUCUCGGCGCUGCUGGAGCAGGAGCUGCGGGCUCAGCCCAAGCCCGCCGGGCUCCGGCUGGUCGAGGCUGCUCACGACAAUGGCCUCCGAAUGACUGCCCGGCUGCGGGACUUCGAAGUGAAAGACCUGCUCAGCUUAACUCAGUUCUUUGGCUUCCACACGGAGACGUUUUCCCUGGCUGUGAAUUUCUUGGAUAGAUUCUUGUCCAAAAUGAAGGUGCAGCCUAAACACUUGGGCUGUGUUGGACUCAGCUGCUUCUACUUGGCUGUGAAGGCAUCAGAAGAAGAAAGAAAUGUGCCCUUGGCCACUGACUUAAUUCGGAUAAGCCAGUACAGGUUCACUGUUUCUGAUAUGAUGAGAAUGGAGAAAAUCAUAUUGGAGAAGCUGAGUUGGAAAGUGAAAGCUACAACAGCCUUCCAAUUUCUACAGCUGUAUCAUUCACUGGUUCACGAGAAUUUAAGCUGUGAAAGGAGAAAGUACCUUAAUUUUGAGAGACUUGAGACUCAGCUUAAGGCCUGUCACUGCAGAAUCAUGUUUUCUAAAGCCAAGCCUUCUGUCUUGGCACUGUCUAUUAUGGCACUAGAGAUAGAAGAACAAAAGCUGCUGGAGUUGACAGAGGCAUUGGAAUUUCUGCAGUUGCAUUCCAAGAUAAACAACAGAGAUUUGACCUUCUGGAAGGAACUGGUUUUAAAGUGCCUUACAGAAUAUUCCUCGAGCAAGUGCUCCAAACCAAAUGUCCAGAAAUUAAAGUGGAUUGUGUCUGGACGUACAGCACGGCAGCUCAAACACAGCUACUACAGAAUAACACACCUUCCUACCAUUCCAGAGACCAGCUCAUAAAAGGAGUACAAUAAAAUGAAGGAAAAAACAUCCUGUGACCUUGUCAACAGGCACAUGAAUACUUGAGAAACAAAGGCUGAACCAUGAUCUUAAUAAUGAAGAACUCAACUCAUGGAAAGAACAUGUAACAUUUCAGACUAAAGAUCCUCCCAGCAAA